Molecule: messenger RNA, 1902 nt
Organism: Exophiala dermatitidis NIH/UT8656
Lineage: Eukaryota; Fungi; Ascomycota; Eurotiomycetes; Chaetothyriales; Herpotrichiellaceae
Product: alkaline phosphatase
Exons: 3
Coding region: 1-1902 (633 amino acids)
Source: RefSeq, a predicted model, not a curated record
AUGUUGCAAUUGCUUGUUUUCUCGUCCUUGAUCGCUGUCACACUUGCCUCUUAUGGUGCAAACUUGAACUACCGCUCUCCAUCUUUGCACCACCCAGGCCUGGGAAUAUCCGUCCGCAAGGUUGUCAAACGCCAUGACCCGAGUGCGGCCUAUGAGCCGUCCCAGCUCAACUUCACUCAUGGCGUGGCCUCGGGUGACCCAUACCCCAACAGCGUGAUCCUAUGGACAAGAUGCUCUCCUACCUUUGACGAUGUCAAGGACAACAGCACCACCUCUGGCACUGUGCCGCUUUACAACCCAGUGCCCAUUUACAAUGACACCGACGAAGGCAAGCCGCCAUCUACCGCCCCGGUCUGCCUGAACUGGAAGAUUGCCUCGGACAGCAAACUGUCGAAUGUGGUCGACUCGGGAACAGUCUACACCAGCUCUGAUGUCGACUACACCGUCAAGGUGGAAGCGACCAAACUCAAGCCUUACACCCAAUAUUGGUAUCAAUUCAACGUGUGCAACUCGAACGUGUCCAGCUUGGUCGGCAGAACCAAGACCACCCCUUCGCCCGAUGACCACGUCAAUGGCGUCAACCUUGCCGUUUACUCGUGCAGCAAUUUCCCCUUCGGCUACUUCAACGCCUACGGGAAUCCAGUCCGAAAAGACUCGGUCGACUAUGUUCUGCAUCUUGGAGACUAUAUCUACGAGUAUGCCAAUGGCGAGUACGGAUGGGGCCAGACCAUCGGCCGUAUCCCUCUGCCGGACAGACAAAUCUACACGCUCUACGACUACCGCAAGAGACACGCCACAUACCGGACUGACCAGGAUUUGGUUCUCAGCCACCAAAACUACCCAUGGAUUCCUGUUUGGGAUGAUCACGAGGUUGCAGACAACACUUACCGAGAUGGCUCUUCCGAGCUCAACAACACGGAAGCCUCGUUUAUCGAGGACGGAGGUGUGUCCGUUGACCAGAGGAAGAUGAACGCCGUGCGGGCGUACUUCGAAUGGCUCCCGAUUCGCCAGGUCGAGAUGGGUGACGAUCUCCGAAUCUGGCGCUCAUUCUCCUUCGGCAAUCUAUUGGACAUCAUCAUGCUUGACACACGACAGUACGACCGGUCCAUUACCGAUCUAUACUGGAACACGGACUACGUGCACGCCAUCUCCAACGACGCAGGCCGGUCGAUGAUGGGAUCCCGACAAGAGAACUGGUUCUAUCAAUCGCUGAUCAACUCCAAGAACCGAGGAGCGACGUGGCGCCUGAUCGGCUCGCAGACGGUGUUCAGCCGCAUCAACGAGUCCUUGGCUUAUGGCAACGUCAACCCACUCGACUACGAUGCCUGGGACGGGUACCAAGCCAACCGCAACCGAACCUUCCAGACGCUGUACAACAACAACAUCACCAACAACAUCCUGAUCUCCGGCGACAGUCACGCCAACUGGGUCUCGGAUCUGGUGUGGCUGGAUGAGCAUCCCUAUGACCCUGCCACGGGCAACGGCUCCAUCGGCGUCGAGUUUGGCGGCACCGCCGUCUCGUCCCCUUCGCCUGGUGGUCAGAACAUUUCCAUCGCCGCCAGCGUCGACGCCAGCCAGUGGCUCGUCGGCGCCAACCGCGAGCUGCAGUGGAGCGAACUCUAUUACCGUGGUUACUUCGAGCUGCAUAUCACCCAGCAGCAAGUUCAGGCCUUUUACUUCGGCAUGCCAACUGUCAUCAACCGCAACCCAGGGGAGAUCUCGCUGGCCAACUUUACUGUUAUUAAUGGCGAGAACCAUCUGCAUCGCUUCAAUGGCACUGUUGUCCCUGGCCCUGUUGAGAACGGAUACGUCAAGUUCGGCCAGGUUAAGCAGACCAACAUUACAAACUCUACGGAUACGGGUCGGUACUAUAUCAGUCAUGAGGACGUUGAGGACUUGUAG